Molecule: messenger RNA, 3234 nt
Organism: Dermatophagoides pteronyssinus (European house dust mite)
Lineage: Eukaryota; Metazoa; Arthropoda; Arachnida; Sarcoptiformes; Pyroglyphidae
Product: myosin-4-like
Cellular component (GO): myosin complex; bicellular tight junction
Source: RefSeq, a predicted model, not a curated record
GAUCGAUUUCAUUCUGUAUUUGUUUGGAUUAUCUUGCACAUUGAUUAUUCUCUGUGUGUGUGUGUGUGUUUAUUCUAUAUCGUCUGUUCACUUGAUCGAAAACAUCCGUAUCAUACAGGAUUAGGUGAAAUUUUUUCUUUCUUUCUUUCUGAAAUUAAUUUCAAUCGAAUAAAAACCCAUCGUUUGAACUUGAACAAUAAUGAGUGAAAGUGAAUCCGUUGAUAUUAAUACAACGUUAUCCGUUAAAUUACCUACAUCCGAACAAACCGAAACAAACACAAUGGAAUCAACAAGCGAUUCAAAUACUAUCAGUUCCAAUCUAGAACGCGAACAAAGAAUUACAGCCCAAUCAGAUUUGGAACAAGUUAAACAAAUUCUUAAAACUAAUUUUAAAGAUGAUCCUUCAUUGGAAGAUAAAUCAUCAUUUUAUCCAUUACAACAGAAAGCACAAUAUAUGUCACCAACGGUUACGUUAAGUGCCGAAAGCAAACGCAUUGUACGACAAGCUCAAGCACCGAUUCUACAAGCUAGUUCUCGUGUUGUUCAUUUCCUUUAUGAGGCAAGAAUUGAAGAACUCGAAGAAGAAUUAGACAAAGAACGAAAAUCAAGAAUUAAAGCCGAAAAACAACGAACUGAUUUAACUAGAGAAGUUGAUGAAUUGCAUAAUCGUUGCGAUGAAUUAGACAAUCAAAAUGCAUUAUCAAACGAAGCAGUUCGACGAUUAGAAGCUGAAGUCAGCAAAUUACGACGAGAAUUGGAAACAUCCAAUGUUAAUCACGAAACCGAAGUAUCAUCGUUACGAAGACGAAAUACGGAUAUACUUAAUGAAACACAAGAACAAAUCGAUCAGAUAAACAGAGCAAAAUCCAAGGCCGAAAAAGAUAAUGCAAACCUUACGGUUCAGGUAUCCGAUUUGCAAGCACAAUUGGAAAAUGCACGAAAAAUGCAGUCCAAUCUUGAACGACAUAAUAAACAAUUGGAAUUACAAUUGAAAGAAGAGAAAAAGAAAUAUGAAGAUGCACAACGUAUCAUACAGGAUACGGAAGCAUCGAAAAAGAAAAUUGAAUAUCAAAAAUUGGAAGCAGAAAAACAAUACCAAGAAGCACAAGCACAAUUGGAAAGUAUUGAAAAGAUUAAGGAUCAAUUGAAACGUGAAUUGGAGGAAGCGAAAACACAAGUUGCUCAUGAAACACAGGAGCGCCUUGCUAUUUUAAGCAAAUAUCGUAACCUCGAAAUCGAAUUGGAAGGUGCACGAAAAACAAUUGAAGAUGAUGAAACAAUUAAAAGAAAUCUUCAUAAUCAAAUUAGCAAAGCUUUGGAAGAAGUUCAACAAUGGAAAGCUAAAUUUGAAAGUGCUGGUUAUGUACUUCGUGAAGAAAUGGAAGAAAUGCGCAAGAAAAUGACCAUCCGACUUCAAGAAGCUGAUGAUCACAUUGAACAAUUGAAUAUUAAGGUUUCCGGUUUAGAAAAGGCCAAACAGAAAUUGACUGAAGAAGCUGAAGAAUUAGCUAAUGAAUUGGAACAGACGAGAGCAUUAGCUGUAACAUUGGAUAAAAAGGUGAAAGCUUGUUUGAAAGAAAUUAUGGAAUGGAAACAACGAUGCAGUGAUUUGGCUAAUGAACUUGAUGCUUCGCAGAAAGAAUGCCGCAAUUAUUCAACCGAAUUAUAUAAAUUGAAGUCUGCAUUCGAAGAAUUACAAGAACAACACGAAUCGGCCAAACGUGAAAAUAAAAAUCUACAGAGUGAAAUCAAAGAUCUUUUGGACCAAUUAAGUGAAAGUAGUCGUCAAAUUAAUGAUUUGGAAAUGACACGAAAACGAUUGCAAAUGGAAAAAGAAGAGUUACAAAAUGCAUUGGCAGAAGCGGAAACUGCUUUAGAAAUGGAAGAGAACAAAGUCUAUGCUGCUCAACAGGCAUUAGAACAAGCUAAAAUUGACCAUGAUAGGCAUAUUCGUGAAAAAGAAGAAGAAUUUGAAGGUGUUCGCAAAAAUAUGCAAAAGACUUUAGAUCAGAUGCAAGUCAGUCUUGAACAAGAAGCCCGUGGUCGUGCCGAAGCAUUGAAAGCCAAAAAGAAACUUGAAAGUGAUGUCGUCGAAUUGGAAAUGGCAUUGGAUGGUGUUAAUAAACAAUUAUCCGAAGCACAAAACUUUAUUCAUAAAUUACAAGAUAAUAUUAAAGAUCUUCAACAUCAAUGUGAUCGAGAACGACGUGAAAAAGAGGAAGCACAAGAAUUAUAUGCUGCUUCUGAACGUAAAUGUCAUGCAUUGCAUAAUGAAUUGGAUCAAACAAGAACAAUGUUAGAAUUAUCUGACCGUAAAUGCCGUAAUCUAGAAAAUGAAUUGGGUGAUUUGAAUGAAUUGAAUCAAGAAUUAAAUGGAAUGAAUGCAGCAUUGUCGAAUUCCAAACGUAAAUUAGAAGGUGAACAUCAGAUUUUAAAAUCGGAUCUUGAUGAAACAUUGAAUGAAUUGAAAUUGUUGGAUGAUAAAUGCAAAAAAGCCAUUAUGGAUGCUGCUAGAUUAGCCGAUGAACUUAAAGAGGAACAAGAUCAUGCACAAGCGGAAGAAAAAAUGCGUAAAACAUUGGAAGAACAGGUGAAAGAACUACAAAUUCGAUUGGAUGAAGCUGAACAAGCAGCCAUGAUUGCUGGCCGUAAAACUAUUGCCAAACUUGAAGCUCGUGUUCGUGAAUUGACACAAGAAUUAGAAAGUGAACAAAGAAAAUAUGCCGAAUCAUCCAAAAAUCUACGCAAAGCUGAUCGAAAGAUUAAAGAAACGGAAUUCGAAUUGGAUGAAAUGAAAAAGAAUACCGAACAUCUACAAGAUUUAGCUGAAAAAUUAAGCCAAAAAUGUAAAGCAUACAAAAGACAGAUUGAAGAAGCUGAAGAGAUUGCAGCAUUGAAUAUGGCUAAAUAUCGUAAAUUGACGCAAGAAUUAGAAGAAGCCGAAGAUAGAGCUGAUAAUAGUCAAACUAAUCUGGCUAAAUUACGAGCAAGAACACGUGCUAGUUCAUUUGUACAGCCAGGUGGAUCACGUCGAUCGACUAGUCCGAUGCGAUUGGAUACGAUGAAAUUGGAAUCGGAAUUAUUUUAAAAUUUAAAAUUUGUUUUUUUAACGGUUCGAAUGGCUUGCGCGCAAUAAAUCAUUUAUAUUAAACAAAAUUCAGCAAACAUCAAACAAAUUGGAAAUUCAGCAAAUACAAAAAAUUUACAAUGAACAAUCCUAUAGCUACAGAAAAA